AUGAAUAACACCCAAUUCCGCCGACUGGUGCUGGACACACCCACAGCUCCCAAGACCAAGGAACAUUCCAUGGGUUCCAGCUUGAAGGGCGGAGGUGCGACUCCAGCCCUCGGUUCUCGCAUGCGAUCUAACAUACCCAUGACACCGCGCUCAGUAAUAGGCUUAUCGGGAAAUGAUUUUGCGCGCCAGCUGGCCGAACGCAAUGCCGAAAUGAACCCUUCCAGCACGAAGAAAUUCCGUUCCUCUGCGGCACCCAAAGGUACCAAGCUGCACUCAGGCUACCAAGAUCGUACACAGCUUCGGACUUCGGGUGAGGAGGAUGACAAGGCUACGCGUGUUAAAGCUCUGGAAGCCAUGGUCAAGCUGGGCCAGAUGGAUCUGGCGACCUUUGAAGCUCUCAGGGACGAGAUUGUGGGCGGUGAUGUGAAGGAUGUGCAUUUGGUCAAGGGACUAGAUUAUAAGCUUUUGGAAAGGGUCAGAAGAGGAGAAGAUGUCAUUGCGGACAUAGGAAAUUCCACGAAGGCAGACGAAGAUCACGACGAAAACCGGCAAACCCCGCCCGAGGCUGAUGUUGAUGACGAAUUUGAGAAACUUGAAGAAAAGGCAAUCCAACCAAUAGCGAGAGAGCAGAGUUUGAAAAAGGGAGAGAUGGCCCGGCACGCUCCUGUUGCAGGCCAAAAGCGAACACGAGAUGACAUACUGAAAGAGCUCAAGGAGUCCAGACUUGCAGCAGCUGAGAGCGCGAAGCAAGCACAGAAGCCGGCUUUGGGACCUAGAUUUCUCAAGGUUGGUGAGAAGAAAGAGAGGUCCAGGAUUGAGAAAGAUGAACGGGGCCGAGAAAUCUUGAUCACCAUUGGUGAGGAUGGUCGAGUGAAGAGGAAGGUGAAAAAAGCGAAGGUUGAUGAGAAUGAUGGCUUGUUGAUGCCAGACAAAGACGCAAAACCGCUUGGUAUGCAGGUUACGGCCAGAGCACCCCCCGUAGUCGCCGGAGACGAAGACGAAGGGGACAUCUUCGAGGGCGUAGGCGUCGAUUACAAUCCUCUGGGAGGCGUUGAGGGCGAUGACGAUUAUUCCAACGAUAGUGACGGGGAAGGCGAAGCAGCUUCUGUAGCUGGCCCUUCGAAACAGCCCCCCAAAGCGUCAGAAUCCGAGACAUCGUCCGCCAUGCCCCCACCCCCCAUGCCUCAGCAACAAUCUCCACUGCGGCGAAAACGGAAUUACUUUGGUGAUACUGAGGAAGAUAAAGAUGGAACGGAUGACCGAGGGCAGGAUCCGCUCGCUGACGCCACAAUCCUCGCUGCGCUGAAAAAAGCUUCUGCCAUACAUCCAUUUUCGACCUCGGAAUCGGGCAACGAAGACAAAAUCGCGCGACGCAAAAAAAUGCUGGAGUCCCACGAUCGUGAUGCUGAUGAUAUGGACAUGGAGUUUGGUAGUAGCCGUUUUGGGGAUGCCGAGGAUGGGGAAGAUAGGAGGGUGAAGCUGAGUGUAUGGGAUGGAGAUGGAGGCGAGGUUGAAGGAGGAGGCGAGGGCAAGGAAAGGAGAAAAAGGGGAGGCAAGAAAAGGAAGGGCGAUGUCAACAGCGCGGCGGACGUGCUGAAGGUGAUGGAGAGGAGGAAAGGAGAGAGCAAGUAG
Letharia lupina is the source of this 1632-nucleotide messenger RNA. RefSeq lists its product as uncharacterized. Gene Ontology annotation, cellular component: nucleus. The transcript is spliced from 2 exons. The record is from RefSeq and is a predicted model, not a curated record. Bases 1 to 1632 code for a protein of 543 amino acids. Gene Ontology annotation, biological process: mRNA splicing, via spliceosome. NCBI's taxonomy places the organism in Eukaryota, Fungi, Ascomycota, Lecanoromycetes, Lecanorales, Parmeliaceae.